AUGGUCUCCUUGAAGCAUUACGCUACGGCCCUGAUCGGGCUCGCGCAGAUUGCGACAGCCUCAAAUAUUACCGCGCUGCUAUCACAGCUCUCCCCAGCAGCUGAGGUGUUUUAUCCUUACGCGACAAACUGGACCGACACUACCCAGCGGUGGACAACAUAUGAGGAACCGACUUUUUUCGCCUCCAUCAAGCCGAACACGACUCUUGAUGUGCAAAGGAUUGUCAAAUAUGCCUCGACGCACAAUAUCCCCUUCCUCGCCAUGGGUGGAGGACACGGCUACACGACAACGUUCGCUGAGCUGCAAUACGGCCUCGAGAUUGACCUUAGCGGCUUCAAUCAGGUAGCCGUGGAUGCGGACGCCAACCUAAUGACCAUAGGAGGUGGUGUGCGGUUCCGUGAUAUUUUCGAGCCGCUCUACAGCGCUGGAAAGGAGAUCCGAGCCACACUGGGCGCCGGUGUGGGUCGCUACCAAGGCAUCCACGGCCUGAUUAUCGACGCGCUCGAGUCCGUGCAACUGGUAACCAGCAAUGGCAGUCUCAUCACCGUGUCGAAGACCAAGGAGCCCGAACUCUUCUGGGGCAUGCGCGGUGCGGGUUUCAAUUUCGGGAUUGUUACCGAGGCGACAUACACCAUCUACGACCUGACCAACAAUGGUUCCGUCUUGAAUGCCGACUUCCUAUUUCCGGCCAGUGCUAAUGGCUCGUUCUUUGAAAUCCUUGCCUCAUUUAACGGCACUCUCCCACAGCCACUUUCUCUGUUUACUCUGGUCAUCAACGAUACUACCUAUGGUCCCUCUAUCAUCCUCAAUGCAGCCUACGCCGGCCCUAAAUCCGAAGGUCUCGCUCAUCUCCAACCAUUCCUCGACCUUCCCUACCACAAGCGCAACAUCACCCAGCUGACAUGGAACGUACUCGAUACAUCGGCGCUCUUCGGUAUGGACGCGGACUUCUGCAUCGACGGCGACAUGCACAAUCUUUGGGCGCUGGGAGUGGCGCGCAUUGAUGUACCCACUCACAUUGCUUUUUUCAACACCAUGGUUGACUUCUACUACGCAUACCCGGAAGCAACGGGGUCCAGCUACGAGAUUGAAUUCUUCUCCACACAGGCAGUGCGUGCCGUGAAGGAUGAAGAAACAGCGUAUCCUUAUCGGGAUAUCACAGCGCAUGUGAUGCUCACAUUCGCCUACGAUGACGCCUCCUUGUCACAGCCGGUGAACGACCUGGCUAGUCGUUGGAUCACAAGAUUCAAUGCGACCAGUGGAUUCGAUCGGCUUCAGGUGUAUGUGAGCUAUGCUCAUGGCACGGAGGGCUUGAAUGCGUGGUAUGGGGCUGAGAAGCUGCCACGAUUGUUGGAGUUGAAGAAGAAGUGGGAUCCCAAGGGGUUGUUUGUUUAUAACAAUGGGUUGCCGGUGAGGCAUUGA
Molecule: messenger RNA, 1422 nt
Organism: Aspergillus tubingensis
Lineage: Eukaryota; Fungi; Ascomycota; Eurotiomycetes; Eurotiales; Aspergillaceae
Product: FAD-binding oxidoreductase
Exons: 5
Coding region: 1-1422 (473 amino acids)
Molecular function (GO): FAD binding; oxidoreductase activity
Source: RefSeq, a predicted model, not a curated record